AUGACCUACUCUCAAUUCGCCGAGCGGACACCUUUGCGACAAUUCGAAAUUCGCGCCAGUGAUGGCAGCCUUUUUGUGAAUGCGCAUUACAUCUCCGAGUUGAGCCCCUAUUUUUACAGGUGUUGUUUCGACGUGCGAUUCAAAGAGUGCCGCGAGGGUUUCGUUUUGAUACCAGACGUGGUUGUGGAUGACCUCUCGGCGAUGCUUGAGUUUAUUUGCCCCGAUGAGAAUUUCGAGUUAAAGAGAGAUGUCAAUGAUGAUAAUGUUUGCCAGCUUCUUAACUGUGCUUACCGUUUUGAUGUGGCCUUGAUUAAACAGGAAUUAGAUGAUUUUCUUGAAAAGGAAAUUUUGAAGAAAGACAUGAAAAUCGAGACAAUCAUCAAUUUGUUGCUUGUAGCAGAGAAUUAUCCAAUCAGGGACAAGAUGCGAGAGCAAAUUCACCGAAAACUCGGCUCGUUUGGGGCAACAAAAAUCAAUGAGGCGACCAAAGACUUGCCCAAUGCUACGCGGACGAAAUUUCGAAGGAAUGUUGAGAGAUAUGUGGUUCUCAUCCCGAAAUUGUUACACGAUUUCGCUGCGUUGAUCUACUUGCAAAAAUUCAUGAUUGAGCGAAUGAUUAGUAAUGAUGAGAGGAAAGAGGACGUUCAGACGUUCAAUCAACUCACU
Molecule: messenger RNA, 666 nt
Organism: Mesorhabditis belari
Lineage: Eukaryota; Metazoa; Nematoda; Chromadorea; Rhabditida; Rhabditidae
Source: the annotation of a GenBank genome assembly